CACCGUGGGAUGGAAUCAAUGGCUAUCACCRUGGUGGGAUUUGCUGCUCUGGCAUUUGUUACCAGCAAGCGCCAUGGCCAGCAUGGUCAAGGCAAAGGUUUGAGCUAAGGUAAGUCACUUCUCAUUUUGCUCAUUGGCCCUCUGCGCUCUUGCUUUCUCCCUGCCAUCUGCCUUCUUGUCUCUUUCAGCUUCCCUCUUAUCCUCCUGUUGUAUGAGAUACUACUGCUUAAGAACAACAUCCUGUUGAGCAAUUUCCUUCUUCAGCAUUCCAUAGUAAGAUCUCUUUCUUGUUGCUGUCAUGACAAUGGUUGCAUCAUUGCUGACAGUCUUAUUGGACAUUGACACCAUGUUGCUUGAUUUUGAUUUUGGAGUUAAAGCAUUCUCCAAGACCUCAUCAUCCUCAUCAUCAAUGUAACCUUUGAYUGGAUCAGAGGUCUCCUCUCCAGUUCCAAUAUUUGCCUUUAUUCCAAUCAAGCAAUGGGCAUCUCUUGCAAGCCAGACUGGCUUGGGGAUAUUGAGAUUCUCAGCAGUAGGCAUCUUCUGUCUCCUCAAUCGAUUGAACUUGGUUUUGAUGGAAUCCUUUCUUGUUCUACCAUCACCAUACGGAUAGCUCUAUCCAUGUCUAUGAACCACCAUGAGCCAGYUACCCUUACCAAUGGGGAGGAUCUCCUUGAUGAGAGUCAUCAAUGAGAUAAGCUUGUCUUCURUGUAGUUUGUAGUACUGGCCUUACGGUGUGACCCCUCUACUUCUUUUGAUUGCCCUCCUGAGGGAGGGACAGGUGGUGCCGGUGGAGGCAACCAAUCAGUCGACAUCUUUGCUCGUGGAAUGACUAUUAUACAACAAGGCCUGCAGCAGUUGUAACUCUCUUUUUUUGAUCUAAAGUAUAGAGUACUAGCAACUAAGACAGCUGACAUUGUUUUUGUUCUUGUCACCAGUUUCUUCUUGCUUCUUCAUGAUCAUAGCGCUGGUGGCGCCUAAGGCGCCUUCUUUAAGUAAAAUUUUUCAGUCUUAAAUUUGGCGGGCCUUUUCAGUCAACAAUGGAUUUUCAUUCUUGGGUUCCUGUCUAGAUUUAGACUUUCUGUCAAGGGUCAAUUGAGCGUUGACAGAAAGUCAAAAAAUUAAGACUAGUAGAUGGUCUAUUUUUGGUCUGUCUGUCUGUCUGUCUGUCUGUCUGUCUGUCUGUCUGUCUGUCUGUCUGUCUGUCUGUCAAAAAGUAGACCAUCUAGAUUAACGGGAAUCGCCCAAUAUCAGUGACACUGAACUUGUUCCACAUCUAUGAUCAACGCAUUGUUCUCUGCCCAUCAACAACUUCAAAUCCAAACAUAUGGUAUGUGUACGUCUACCUACUAUCACCAAAACCUAGCGAUGACAACACCGAGAAAACAAACAAAUCAAUUCCGCCUAACAGGAAAUGYCCUGUUUCUGUUCGCAGCAGUAAUGCYGUUGGCCCUGGAAUUAUUGCCAUYGCCGACYAUUGUGCAGGGCUUUGCSGCCAAGAACAGACGAAAGGGAGGAAGGAGCAAGGGAAAGAGACGAGAAGGGGCUUCGUUCGGCGGAUUUGGAAAGCCGCCCCCGACCCUCGACGAGGUCCUUGACAAGAUCAACACAAAGAACAAUCGUCUGCCGAAAGACGCAGACGCAGAGCCCUGCCCCUGUGGAAGUGGCAGCACGCACGGCGAGUGCUGCGGGCCGCUUCUGGUCGGAUCCAAYGCACACGGGGGUUGCUUGACUCCGCUCCAAGUAUUGCAGAGCCGGUACACCGCCUUUUGUUACAGGAACGUCGGCCACGUCAUUCGAACGACGCACGAGGAAUGCCGGGACUAUUGCGAGGACAAGGUCGCCUGGGCUAAGGACCUGGACAAGGAGGGGAUGUUUGAUUCCUUUGAGUUUGUGGGACUGGAAAUCGUCGGUGACGGCAUCGAUGAAAGCGASAAAGACGAGGAUGAGGCCUUUUUAGAGUUCAAAGUUCGUCUGAAGGGGCGUUCCCUUGAGGAGGCCCCGGUCCGUUCUAGAUCUGUUUCCUCGGUCGAGGGAGAAGAAACAGUCGUUGCCGAGCGAUCGAGGUUUCUGCGAGAUCCGGAMUCGGGGGUCUGGAAAUAUGCAGGUGGAGACGUCCGGUCGACGGUGAAGGGGUUGGAAGAUACGACACUCAACGCGUAGUAGAUCGGAGGUACUCGGUACUGCAGUACUAAAAAAAAUCUUAAUAUUAUAUUUAAUCUCGCGAACUAGAAGAGGCACUACAUGGCCAGAACCAGAGCCUCUCCGGAGUAGGGAGAAGAAUGCUCCGAGUACUACAGUAUUUUGUUUUMAUGAUAUCGUCGUCAAGAAAAACCAAUCCUAAGCGGGAAGUCGUCGCCGAGGAUCUGGAGAUAUUUCGGCGGAGGCUUUCGGUCGAAGGUUAAGGGAUUAGAGGAGAUGACACUCAACAUGUAGUAGAUGGAAUGUACUCGGUGCUCUCAGAAUAUAAUGAUAAUGUAGUC
Messenger RNA from Pseudo-nitzschia multistriata, 2481 nucleotides. NCBI's taxonomy places the organism in Eukaryota, Bacillariophyta, Bacillariophyceae, Bacillariales, Bacillariaceae. The record is from the annotation of a GenBank genome assembly.